Dermatophagoides pteronyssinus (European house dust mite) is the source of this 2304-nucleotide messenger RNA. RefSeq names its product eya transcriptional coactivator and phosphatase 2 (gene eya). Gene Ontology annotation, cellular component: nucleus. NCBI's taxonomy places the organism in Eukaryota, Metazoa, Arthropoda, Arachnida, Sarcoptiformes, Pyroglyphidae. The record is from RefSeq and is a predicted model, not a curated record. Gene Ontology annotation, molecular function: protein tyrosine phosphatase activity. Gene Ontology annotation, biological process: anatomical structure development; positive regulation of DNA repair; negative regulation of extrinsic apoptotic signaling pathway in absence of ligand.
CCUGUUGUUUCAAUUGUUUUUGCGAAAAACAAAUCAACAACAUUUGAUGAAAAAAGAUUCUCAUCAUCAACGAUCAAAACAACAACAAAAUUCUUUUUCCGAAAAUUGCAAACAACUUCUGCAUCUUCUUCUUCUUGUGUCUCUGUUCUCGAAAGAAUCCAAAUAGACAAAAAAGUCAGAAAAUCUGAUUUUGUCUGUUUGUUUUGCUGAUUUUCUUGAAGAAAUUCUUUUGACGAAAAUCUUUUGAACCAACGAAUCAAAGUCAAAAAUGAAUGCUUAUCAAUUACCAUCAUCAUUUAAUACUGGACCAGCUGGAACAGUUGGAACAAUAACACCAACAACAUCACCAUUUAAUUAUUUUCAAACACAAAAUAAUCAUCAUCAUCAUCAUUCUACAUAUGGUUUGGGGGUUGGUGGUGGUAUUAUUUCAACAUCAUCUUUAUCAUCAUCAUCAUCACCACCACCACCACCAUCAUCCGCAUUAUCAUAUGAUGGUAAUCUACGUUCAGCAACAACAACAACAACAAAUGAUCAUUUCAAUCAACAACAACAACAUAAAAUGACAACAAAUGGUCAAUCACCAUCCGCAUCAUUUAUGUCGACAGCAACUUAUUUUCCGCAACCGCAUCAUCAUCAUCAUUUACAUCAACCAUUUACAUUUGGUAAUCAUCAUCAUCAACAACAACAACAAAAUCAUCCACAUCAUUCGCAUCAUCAACUGCCAACCCAUCAUCAUCAUCAUCAUUCAAUACAACAGCAACAACAAUCAGCGACAAUCAAUGGAACCAAUCCUUAUUCACAUAAUCAUUAUAGCGCAUAUACAACAGCAACCAACAAUAAUAGCGGUUCAAAUUCAUCACCAACAAAUAUGGUACCAAGUUUGAAUCAUUUUGAUUAUAAUUCUGGUACAAAUAUUAAUGGUGGAACAACAUCGACAACAUCAUCAUCGGCAACUGCUGCUGCCGCUAGUUCAUCAUCAUCAUAUCCGUAUAUUGGUUGUACGGGAAAUUAUCCAACAUCAUAUUCACCAUUUGCAACGCUGACAUCAUUACCACAACCAUCAUCAUUAUCAUCACAGCAUCAACAACAACAACAGAAUCAUCAAACAUCGACAUUAAUAUCUGCUGCUGUUGCUUCAACUGCUGCGGCAAGUAGCAAUGAAAAUGAUGAUAAUAAUAAUGGUGGAAUAUCAUCAUCAUCAUAUCAAACUAAUUCAGAAACAUAUUUAACAAAUUUAUGUAACAAUAAUCGUAUGAAUGGUGAUAAUAAUAAUGAUGAUCUAUACACAUUGAAUGUUCAUAAAAAUGAUUCCAAUUUAUCACCAAUUCAUUCAUUACCACCAAUAAAAAAAGCCAAACGAACAUCUCGUGGACGUCAAUCAAGACGACAAUCAUCAAUGUUAACAAACAACAACAACAACAGUCAUCAUCCAAAUCAAUCAUUAUCAUCCGGAUCACCAUCACCUGAAAAUAAUAUUGAUCGUAUAUUCAUUUGGUAUAUUGAUGAAACAAUUUUAUCAUAUUUAAAUGUUUCGGAAUAUAAUCGUUUUUCUGGUUUUAAUGAUUCAUUAACAGCAUCAUUAUAUAAUGAAAUAUUCAUUUUUAUCAAUAAGUUUGCUGAAAAAUAUCUAUUUCUAUCCGAUCUAAAGGAUAUUGACCAAUCACAUAUUGAUGAUUCGGCUGCCGAUGAUAAUGGACAGGAUUUAAGCAAUUAUAAUUUUCAUGCUGAUGGUUUUAAAACAUCCGUUUCAUGUAAUUCAAUAAUGUUAAAUAAUGGUGGUGGUGAUUUACGACAAAAGAUGGCGUUACGUUACAGAAAAAUUAAUGAAAUUUAUUCAAAUUUUGGUGAUAAAAUUAAUGAAUUAAUGGACAAAGAUGAUUACGAACAGCUUGAAGAUCUGAUUAAACGUUUUGAUUUAUUUAGUAAAAAUUGGAUACAUUCAGCAAUGAAAACAUUAUCAUUUAUUAAAACAAGAUCAAAUUGUUUAAAUGUUUUGAUUUCAUCAUCACCAUUAAUCUAUACAUUGACAAAAUUAUUAAUAUUUCAAUUGGGACCAUAUUUUUCAAUUGGAAAUAUUUAUAGCUGUUCAAAAACAAGCAAAGAACAUACAUUGAAUCGUGUUUUGAAUCGUUUUGGUUCAAAUUGUACCUAUAUUGUUGUUGGUAAAGGUUCAGAUGAACAACAAUUAUCACAAAAACUUGAAUUACCAUUCUGGCCAAUAAACGAACGUGAACAUUUUGAAUCAUUAUUGAAUGCUAUGCAUUAUAUUUUGUGAAGAAAAAAAAACAUCCAAACAUCGAAACA